Messenger RNA from Dovyalis caffra, 747 nucleotides. Lineage: Eukaryota; Viridiplantae; Streptophyta; Magnoliopsida; Malpighiales; Salicaceae. The record is from the annotation of a GenBank genome assembly.
AUGGAUUUGAUGCUAGAUGUUUUUGAUAAUGACGCAGAAGCUGUUCAAGGUGGAGAUUCUGAUACCAUCAACAAAGCUACAUCGCCGAUAAUGGGCUACAGCUUACGGUAUAACAAUCUUACGGCCCUUAUUAUGGCAGCCUCAGACUCGACAGUAGUGACUUUGACAUGGGCUCUCUCGUUACUGGUCAACAAUCCUAAUAUCCUAAAGAAGGCCCACCUUGCAAUAGAUACCUAUGCUGGUAAGGAGAGACAGGUAGAGGAAUCAGAUGGGCAGAAUUUGGUUUACCUAAAAGCCAUCCUAAAGGAAACGCUGCCUUUAUACCCAGCGGCACCCCUCUUGAUUCCACAUGAGGCCACUGAAGAUUGCACAAUAGAUGGCUACGAUGUUCAAAAAGGAACAAGACUUCUUGCUAAUAUUUGGAAGAUUCAAUAUGAUCCCCGGGUGUGGCCCAACCCUAACGAAUUUGAGCCGCAAAGAUUUCUAACUCACAAAGAUGUUGAUGUUAGAGGACAAAAUUUUGAAUAUUUGCCCUUUGGCAGUGGUAGAAGCAUGUGCCCUGGAGUAUCUUUCGCCCUUCAAGUCAUGGAACUAACCCUGGCAACAUUGAUACAUCGGUUUGAUUUUGAAACCCCAACAGGUGAACCGAUUAAUAUGAAUGAGAGCAUUGGAUUAACCCACCAACGAGCAACGCCCCUUGAAGUUCUUCUCAGUCUGCGCCUUCCUUCUCGUCUCUAUGGACAAUAA